AUGGAACCAGAGGGAAUGGAUCUAGGGAUGCUGAAGGAAUGGGCUGAUGACAUUGCAAGGCUGCUAUCAUCUUUGAAAGCUCAUAGUGAUGCAAAGAUGUUCCCGACAACUGGAAAAAGACAGAUGUGGUACCCAUCUUUAAGAAAGGCAAGAAAGAAGAUCCAGGGAACUACAGACUGGUCAACCUCACUUCAGUCCUUGGGUGGUCAUGAGAUCACUGAGACCAUCAGCACAGACUUCACAGGUCCUAAAACUACCACCCAUACUGUUGAGCGUGAAAAACCACCAGCUGCUGAGAAUGCAGCAGCUCCAGUCAGGAAGAGGACAGUGCGGACAAAAGUGGAUUCAUCUAAGUUUUUGACGCCUUAUCUGCAACACAGUAAUAAAAUGAAGGACCUAUUCAGUGAGGUGAAAUACCGCAUGGCUGGUACAGUUGCUAGAACUAUUUGCCACGUUGAUGAAAAGGCCAAGGAUAUAGAACAUGCAAAGAAGGUGUCGCAGCAAGUGAGCAAGGUGUUAUAUAAACAGAACUGGGAGGAGAAUAAGGACAAGUACCUGCUUCCCCCUGAUGCUCCCGAGCUUGUGAAUGCAAUAAAAAACACAGCAAUGUUCAGUAAGAAACUCUAUACUGAAGAAUGGGAAGGAGACAAAUCAUUAUUCUAUCCCUACAAUGACAGUCCAGAGCUCAGAAGAGUGGCACAGGCUCAAAAGGCUCUGAGUGAUAUUGUCUACAAAAAAGGGCAUGAUGAACAAAAAUCUAAAUAUACUUGUCUGCCAGAUCCACCUGAUGUGGAACAAGCCAAGAAAGUGACGAGGCAGCUGAGUGAUAUUAUUUACCAUGAGGACUAUAAAAACAAGAUCAAAGGCAAGUGGACUCAAACUCCCUGCUAUGAUGUUGCAAUUGCAAAAAUGAAUGCAGAAAAUAUAAGUAUGAGAAAAUAUCAGGAAGACUUUGAAAACGUGAAAGACCAAAUCUACUUUAUGCAGACUGAAACUCCGGAGUAUGAAGCUAAUAAGCGAGUCUCAGAUAAUGUCAGUAAGAUAAAAUACAGAGCAGACUAUGAAAAGAGCAAAGCUAUUGCAGAUUAUAACGUGCUUCCUGCUACAGAGAACCCAUUGCUGAGGCAAUUAAAAGCUGCAGGAAAUGCACUGAGUGAUAAAUUAUACAAAGAAGCCUACGAACAGUCAAAAGGAACCAGCAUGAAUUACUGUGACACACCAAAGUUCCAGAUUGAUACUGUUCUGAAGAAUUUUAGUGAUGUAAAAUAUAAAGAUGCCUAUCAAAAGAAUAUUUUAGGACAUUAUUUGGGAAGCUUUGAGGACCCACAUCAUACACACUGCAUGAAAGUUGAAGCUAUGAAGAGUGAUAAAAAUUACAAAGCAGAUUACGAGGAGGAAAAGACAAAAUGCUACUUCCCUCAGACCAUAACUCAAGAGUACGAAGCUAUUAAGAAGCUGGAGCAGUGUAAAGAUCACACCUACAAAAAGCAUCCUGAUCAAACCAAAUUUACUCAAGUGGCUGACUCCCCAGUACAGAAGCAAGCAGAGAUCAACAGCAAACAGCUGAGUGAUAUAAAUUAUAAAUCCAAAGGUGAAGAAAUUAUUCACAAGUACCACCUCCCUCCAGAUGUGCCCCAGUUUAUACAGGCUAAAGUUAAUGCCUACAAUAUUAGUGAUAACUAUUACAAGACGGGAUUGGAAGAAUUAAAAUCAAGGGGAUAUGAUCUAAAAAGUGAUGCUAUUCCUAUCCGAGCUGCCAAGGCUGCUAGGCAGGCUGCCAGUGAUGUUAACUAUAAAAAAGCCUAUGAAGCCAACAAGGGUAAACUCGUUGGCUUCCAGAGCCUCCAGGAUGAUCCCAAACUCGUUCAUCAUAUGAAGGUAGCCAAGCUGCAGUCUGAGCGAGAGUACAAGAAAGAUUAUGAGAAAACAAAAACUAAGUACAACAUUCCGCUGGAUAUGGUCAAUGUUGUCGGUGCCAAGAAGGCUCAAGAGAUUGCCAGCAAUGUUAAUUACAAGAACCUCGUGCACCACUAUACUUACUUACCAGAUGCAAUGAAUGUGGAGCUGACCAAAAACAUGAUGGAGAUUCAGAGUGAUAAUGCAUACAAAGCAGAUUAUAAUAACUGGAUGAAAGGCAUUGGAUGGAUCCCCAUUGGCUCAGUAGAAGUAGAAAAAGCAAAAAAAGCUGGAGAAGCCUUGAAUGAAAAGAAAUAUCGUCAGCAUCCAGACACCAUUAAAUUUACAAGUGUGGUGGACUCUCCAGUAAUGGUCCAAGCCAAACAGAAUUCAGUUCAAGUCAGUGAUGCAUAUUAUAAACAAGACUACCAUGAUCUAAUAGCUAAAGGGAACAAUGUGUCACUUGAUGCUAUUCCAAUUACUCUAGCCAAGGCUUCAAGGAACAUUGCUAGCGAUUAUAAAUACAAAGAAGCAUAUGAAAAGGCUAAAGGAAAGCAGGUUGGUUUCAGAAGCCUGCAAGAUGACCCUAAGCUUGUCCACUACAUGAACGUAGCAAAGAUUCAGUCUGAGCGUGAGUACAAGAAAGACUACGAGAAGUCCAAGACUGUCUAUCAUGCAACUCCUGACAUGUUCAGUAUCCAGGCUGCUAAACAGGCUCAGGAUGUAGCUUCUAAUGCCCACUACAAAAACCUGAUCCAUCACUACACUUACCUGCCAGAUGCCAUGGAUGUUGAGCUUGCAAAGAACAUGAUGCAAAUUCAGAGUGAUAAUGCAUACAAACAAGAGUAUAACAGCUGGUUCAAGGGGAUUGGAUGGAGUCCUCUCGGUUCUCUGGAUGUUGAAAAAGCUAAAAAGGCUGGACAUGCACUAAAUGAAAAGAAAUACCGUCAGCACCCAGACACCAUCAAAUUUACAAGUAUUCCAGAUUCAAUACCAAUGGUUUUAGCUCAGCACAACACCAAGCAACUGAGUGAUGUAAAAUAUAAGCAAGAAGGUGAAAAAGUAAAACACAAAUACACUCUGGAUCCUGAUGUUCCUCAGUUUAUUCAAGCCAGGGUCAAUGCCUACAAUUUGAGUGAUGCUAACUACAAAGCAGACUGGAAAAAAACCAUUGCCAAAGGAUAUGAUCUGAAACCAGAUGCCAUUCCCAUCAUUGCUGCUAAAGCUUCUCGAAAUAUUGCAAGUGAUUACAAGUACAAGGAAUCAUAUGAGAAAGAAAAAGGCAAACAGGUUGGAUACCGGAGCCUGCAUGAUGAUCCUAAACUUGUUCAUUACAUGAAUGUAGCCAAAAUGCAAUCAGAUCGUGAAUAUAAGAAGAAUUAUGAAGACACCAAGACCAGAUAUCACACUCCUUUGGAUAUGUUCAGCGUGACAGCUGCCAAGAAAGCCCAGGAAGCAGUUACAAACGCAGGCUACAAACAACUAAUUCACAAUUACACACUCUUGCCUGAUGCUGUGAAUCUGGAGCUAUCAAGAAAUGUGAUGCAGCUUCAGAGUGACAAUUUAUACAAAGCAGACUUUAAUAACUGGUUGAGAGGAGUUGGCUGGAUACCAAUUCAGUCACUGGAUGUAGAAAAGGCCAAAAAAGCUACAGAGAUUCUCAGUGAGAAGAAGUAUCGCCAGCACCCAGACAAGCUGAAGUAUUCUAUCCCAAUGGAUGCGAUGGAACAAGUGCUAGCUAAGCAAAAUGCCAAGACCAUGAAUAAGAAGCUCUACACCGAUAAAUGGAACAAAGAGAAGACCAGCAUUCAUGUUAUGCCAGAUACUCCAGAAAUCCUGCAGUCUAAAGUGAACCAGAUCACAAUGAGUAACAAACUUUACAAAGCUGAAUGGGAGGAAGCCAAGAAGAAAGGUUAUGACAUGCAACCAGAUGCUAUUCCCAUAAAAGCAGCCAAAGCCUCCAGAGACAUUGCAAGUGAUUAUAAAUACAAACUAGCCUACGAAAAAGAGAAAGGAAAGCAUAUCGGGUUCCGCAGUCUUGAAGAUGACCCCAAGCUGGUGCACUUCAUGCAGGUGGCUAAGAUGCAAUCUGAUCGUGAAUACAAAAAAGGUUAUGAGAAGGCAAAGACUAAUUUCCAUACUCCAGUUGACAUGGUCAGUGUUGUGGCAGCCAAGAAAGCACAAGAAGUUGCUACAAACGCAAACUACAAAACCUUGAUCCAUACCUACAAUGUUUUGCCCGACGCCAUGAGUCUUGAAUUAGCUAAAAACAUGAUGCAGAUACAAAGUGAUAAUCAAUACAGAGCAGACUAUGAUGAAAGUAUGAAGGGUGUUGGAUGGAUGCCACUGGGCUCCCUGGAAGCUGAGAAGAACAAGAAAGCAAUGGAAAUUGUUAGUGAAAAGAAGUAUCGCCAGCAUCCAGACAAGUUGAAGUAUUCUGUUCCUAUGGAUUCCAUGAACAUGGUUUUAGCUUUAAAUAAUGCUAAAAUCAUGGAUGAGCACAAGUACAAACAAGCAUGGGAAGAAGACAAAAAGAAAGUUCACAUGACACCAGAUAUUCCACAAAUUGCUUUAGCAAAAGUUAAUGCAUUUAAUUUAAGUGAUAAAAUGUACAGACUCUCAUUUGAAGAAGCUAGGAAGAAAGGAUAUGAUCUCAGAGCUGAUGCUAUCCCUAUUAAAGCUGCCAAAGCUUCUAGGGAUAUUGCUAGUGAUUAUAAAUACAAAUUAGGUUAUGAACAAGACAAGGGAAAACUUGUGGGCUUCCGCAGCCUUCAGGAUGAUCCCAAACUCGUCCAUUAUAUGCAAGUGGCUAAGAUGCAGUCCGAUCGCGAAUACAAAAAGGCUUAUGAGAUGAGCAAGACACAUUAUCAAACACCUUCUGACGCGCUCAGCAUCGUGGCAGCUAAGGAGGCACAGGAUCGUGUAACCAAUACUAACUACAAACGACUGAUUCACCAGUAUAUGCUUCUACCAGAUGCAAUGAGUUUAGAACUGUACAGGAACAUGAAUCAGAUACAAAGUGACAAUGAGUACAAGCAGGAUUACAACGAGUGGUUCAAGGGUAUCGGCUGGAGUCCUGCUGGUUCUCUGGAUGUGGAGAAAUCAAAGAAAGCCACAGAAAUUGCAAGUGAUCGGAAAUACCGCCAGCAUCCCAGUAUGUUCCCCUUUACAAAACAGAACGAUGACAUGGACAUGGUCCUUGCAAAACAGAAUGCAAAUAUAAUGAACAAACAUGCUUAUACUCAAGCUUGGGAGAAGGAUAAAACACAGGUUCAUGUGAUGCCAGAUACACCAGAUAUUCUACAGGCAAAACAGAACAAGACGAACUACAGCCAGAAACUAUACAAACUUGGCUGGGAGGAAAUGAUAAAGAAAGGCUAUGACCUCACACCUGAAGCCAUUUCGGUGAAAGCUGCCAAAGCUUCAAGGGACAUUGCAAGUGACUACAAGUACAAAGAAGGUUACCGCAAGCAGCAGGGACACCACAUUGGAUUCCGCAGCUUGCAGGAUGAUCCUAAGAUGCGGUGGUCUAUGCAAGUAGCUAAGAUGCAGAGUGAGAGGGAAUACAAGAAAGAUUUUGAAAAGUGGAAGACAAAGUUUAAUAUGCCUGUGGAUAUGUUAGGCUUCCUUCUGGCUAAGAAAUGUCAGGAGUUGGUUAGUGACAUAGACUACAAACGGAUACUGCACCGCUGGACUUGUCUGCCAGAUCAGAAUGAUGUCACCCAGGCAAAGAGGGUCUACGAACUACAGAGUGAUAACCUGUAUAAGUCAGAUCUACAGUGGCUCAGAGGCCUGGGAUGGAGUCCUUUGGGAUCUUUGGAAUCUGAGAAGAACAAGAAAGCUUCUGAAAUACUGAGUGAAAAGAAGUACCGGCAGCACCCAGAUACUAUUAAGUUCACGAGUAUCCCCGAUGCCAUGGAUAUCGUUUUAGCAAAAUCAAAUGCCAAAAAUAGAAGUGAUAGACUGUACAGAGAAGCUUGGGACAAGGACAAAACUCAGGUUCACAUCAUGCCUGAUACUCCUGAAAUUUUGCUGGCCAAAUCAAACGUAAUUAACGCAAGUGAUAAACACUACAAGUUAGGAUAUGAAGAGCUGAAGAGGAAGGGCUAUGAUCUUCCUCCUGAUGCUAUACCCAUCAAGUCAGCAAAGGCAUCCAGAGACAUAGCUAGUGAGUACAAGUACAAAACUGCAUACCGAAAGCAGCUUGGCCACCACAUAGGAGCCCGUAACAUAGAGGAUGAUCCGAAGAUGAUGUGGUCCAUGCACGUAGCCAAGAUCCAGAGUGACAGGGAGUACAAGAAAGCCUUUGAGAAGACAAAGACACACUUCAGUAGCCCAGUGGACAUGCUGGGAAUUGUGUUGGCCAAGAAAUGUCAAGGGUUGGUCAGCGAUGUUGAUUACCGUCACUAUCUGCAUCAGUGGAUCUGCCUACCAGACCAGAAUGAUGUGAUCCAUGCUAAGAAGGCCUAUGAUCUGCAGAGUGAU
Messenger RNA from Antrostomus carolinensis (chuck-will's-widow), 6381 nucleotides. RefSeq names its product nebulin. The transcript has 39 exons. Gene Ontology annotation, cellular component: Z disc. The annotation marks the transcript as partial. Gene Ontology annotation, biological process: cardiac muscle thin filament assembly. NCBI's taxonomy places the organism in Eukaryota, Metazoa, Chordata, Aves, Caprimulgiformes, Caprimulgidae. Gene Ontology annotation, molecular function: actin filament binding. The record is from RefSeq and is a predicted model, not a curated record.